This is a messenger RNA of Rhizophagus irregularis DAOM 181602=DAOM 197198, 1195 nucleotides long. RefSeq lists its product as uncharacterized. Lineage: Eukaryota; Fungi; Glomeromycota; Glomeromycetes; Glomerales; Glomeraceae. The record is from RefSeq and is a predicted model, not a curated record.
UUCCGGUCUUUCAAAAGACCUUUCCUUAAUAUUAAAUGAUUCUGAUGAUUUUAACGUUAUUAUUCAAGUUGGUGAAAUGAUCAUAUUUAAUAAACCAAAUAUUUCUCCUACUGUUUUUGAAAUGAUUUUGAAAUAUAUUUAUACGGGUGAACUUAAUUUGAUAAAUAAACCAGGUGAAGAUAUUCUUGGGCUUUUAGUCGCUUCUGAUGAGUUACUUCUUGAAGAAUUAUUUAAUUACUCUCAAAAUUGUUUAUCUUAUUUAAUUAAAGAAAAACAAUCAUGGUUUCAACAAAAUUUCGUUCACGUUCUUAAUACGAUCUCUAAACUUGCAAAUUGUGAAAAAUUGCAAGAAUAUUGUAUUGAAUCAAUUUGUAUGGACUUACAAUCAUUUAUUACUUUAAAAGGUUUUUCCAAAUUAGACAAAGAUAUUCUUUAUUAUUUACUUGAACGAGAUGACUUGCAAGUUGAAGAAACUGUUAUUUGGGAUUAUCUGAUUAAAUGGGAAUUUAAUCCUUCCGAAUUUUUUGAUAAAGUUUAUCCUUAUAAGCCAAUUUUUCCCAAACAUAUUUAUGAUGAUGUUGUAAGUUCUUUUAACAAAGGUGGGACGUUAUCGACAAAUAUUCCAUAUUUAUCACCUGGAAAAAUAAAAAUUAAAUCAAAAAUCAUCAAACCAGGACUUGCAAAUAUAAUUAAUAAUUGGAUCAAUAAAAAAAGUGCAAAAUUUGUUCAUAUUAUUAAAGAUGAUCCAUUAUAUAAUUUACAAAAAUUUGAUCUUAUUUAUCGUGGUAGUCGUGAUGGGAUUAGUAAUGAUUCAUUUAAAGAAAAAUGUAAUGGUCAAGUAGCAAGUUUAGUUUUAAUUAAAUUUAAAAAUUCGGAAAAGAUUUUUGGUGGUUAUAGUUCUAUUGGUUUUAAUACCAUUAGUAAUGAUCUUUUAAAUUUUAGUUAUAAUGAUAAAUUUUUAUUUUAUUAUUCAACUGAUAAUUUUAUUUUUUCUUUUGAAAAUAGUGAAGAUACUAGUAAUAUGAAAAUGAGUCUUGUAAUAAAUUAUUCUAAAGCUGUAUUAGAUUAUGAUCAUUCUGGUUUUAAUUUCGGUCGAGGUUCUUUAUUUAUGAAAGAUCAAAAAUUAUAUGUUAAUAAUUGUUAUAAAUUUAACCAUUUGUGCAAUAUUGAAUACCCUGAAAAUUUUGUGAUGUAA